Molecule: messenger RNA, 2381 nt
Organism: Zychaea mexicana
Lineage: Eukaryota; Fungi; Mucoromycota; Mucoromycetes; Mucorales; Lichtheimiaceae
Exons: 1
Coding region: 82-2271 (729 amino acids)
Biological process (GO): arginyl-tRNA aminoacylation; mitochondrial translation
Cellular component (GO): mitochondrion; cytoplasm
Molecular function (GO): arginine-tRNA ligase activity; ATP binding
Source: RefSeq, a predicted model, not a curated record
CCGCAGAAAAAAAAGAAGCCUGCGCGCCCUAUUCUGCUUGACUCUCUCCCUUUAUCUCUCCGCCCCCACCUUCAAGUUACGAUGGAAUUGAGCGUUCCCGUCAAAGCCAUCCCAUUCCAUGUGUUGGCCAUUACCGCCUCUGAUGUACAACUAAAGGAAACAGUCCAGCUUAAGCCUGUGAGCGAUGCUACUGAAACCACCCUCAAAGUCGACAACAAGGUCACCAUUAUUGGUGCUGCUUCUGUCGCCCGCUACCUUAUCCGCUCGCGCAACUUGUUGAACGAACACGAUGCCGCGUCGCAAAACGCUGCCCGUCUUGCCGAUAUCAUUUUGAGCCAACCUGCUCCUAUUGUUCAACAAAUUAUUUCCCAACAACAAACCAAAUACCUCCUGGGCGAAGCACCACAACUUGUCGAUGCUUUGGCGUGGGGCGUCUUGCAUUCCGCCAAUUUGCCCACACCACACCAAUGGGCCGUCACUAAAGCCGCAAUGACUUUGAGCGAAGAAAUUGCAGCUGGUGCAGCACCUCCCAAGGUCGACGAAAUUCCUGCCAUUCCCGGCACCUCGCCCGAAACCAACGUCAUGGAUAUCUUUAAAAACCUGAUUGCUUCUCAAAUGGCCACUAUUACGGGUGUUGACGCCAAGUUGAUCUACACUGCUUUGGACUUGCCCAAAUCUUUAGAAAACGGUGAUUUGGCUAUUGCUGUACCCCGUCUGCGUGUCAAGGGUAAUCCUGCCCAGUUUGCUCAAGAAUGGGCCAAGACCUUCCAGCCUAACGACCACAUUUUGGGCGCCACCGCCAGCGGCCCCUUUUUGAACUUCCGUAUCAAUGCCAAACUGCUCGUCAGCAAGACAGUUGCUAUGGCUGCUAAGUACGGCUUAGAUUAUGGUAAGAACAAGUUGAACCAAGGCAAGCGCGCCAUUGUCGAGUUCUCGUCGCCCAACAUUGCCAAACCUUUCCAUGCCGGCCAUUUGCGUUCAACUAUUAUUGGUGCAUUCGUCCGCAACGUCUAUGACGCCAACGGCUGGGAAACAAUCGCCAUGAACUAUCUCGGUGAUUGGGGUAAGCAGUACGGCUUGUUGGCCAUUGGUUUCGCUCGCCACGGUGACGAGCAGGCACUCCAGAAUGACCCCAUCAAGCAUUUGUACGAUGUCUAUGUCAGUAUCAACCGCGACGCCGAAGCUGAUCCCUCGAUCCACGACGAAGCUCGCGCUUACUUUAAAAAGAUGGAGGAUGGCGAAGAAGAAGCGUUGCAAUUGUGGCGUCGAUUCCGUGACCUGUCGAUCGUCAAGUACAAGGAGGUAUACGGUCGAUUGAACAUUAAAUUCGAUGUGUACUCUGGCGAAUCUCAAGUCGGCGACGGUAUGAUGCGCGGUUUGAAGGCUUUGGAGGAAUGCGGCUUGUUGAUAGACUCGGAUGGCGCCAAGCUGAUUGAUUUGACGAAAUACAAGCUCGAAAAGGCUAUUGUUCAAAAGCGUGACGGCACCACCCUGUACUUGACGCGUGAUAUCGGUGCUGCCUUGGAACGUUACGAAAAGUUCAAGUUUGACAAGAUGAUCUACGUUGUUGCCUCACAACAGGAUCUGCACGUGAAGCAGUUGUUCAAGACUUUGGAAUUGUUAAAGUAUCCAUUUGCCGACAAGGUCGAGCACGUCAACUUUGGUAUGGUUCAGGGCAUGUCGACCCGUAAGGGUACUGUUGUCUUUUUGGAGGACAUUUUGGACGAGGCCAAGGAUAUCAUGCACGAUGUUAUGCGCAAGAACGAAGCCAAAUACAAGGAAGUCGCAGAUCCAGAACAGGUCGCUGACGAGAUUGGCUUGUCUGCUGUCAAGAUCCAGGAUAACGCCGCUCGUCGUAUCAAGAACUACGAAUUCGAUCGUAACCGCAUGUUCACCUUUGAAGGCGACACUGGUCCGUAUAUCCAGUAUGCUCACGCUCGCUUAAUGUCUAUUGAGCGCAAGAGCGGUUUGCAAAUCAAUCACAAUGCCAAUGUCGAACUGUUGACCGAACCAGAAGCCAUCGAAGUCUUGCGCUCUGUCGCUCAAUACCCCGAUCUCGUACGCAGCUUGAUGAACGGUUUGGAACCAUGCAACGUUGUCACCUAUGCAUUCAAGCUGUCGCACGAUAUCUCUUCAUGCUUCGAGGCUUUAUGGGUUCGUGGUGCUGCUCCAGAAGUCGCUGAUGCUCGUCUGUUGAUGUACUAUUGCGCUCGGGUUACGCUUGGCAAUGCCAUGCGUCUGUUGGGUUUGAAGCCGCUCGAGAGAAUGUAAAUUUGUUUGUUUCCCCCCUUAUUAUCUUCCCUCCAUAUUGUAUAAAAAAUCAUUUUCUCGCCAAUAAGAACUAUAUAAUUUGUUGUUAUCCCAAUUUAAGAAAAGAAGAA